Molecule: messenger RNA, 5861 nt
Organism: Xiphophorus maculatus (southern platyfish)
Lineage: Eukaryota; Metazoa; Chordata; Actinopteri; Cyprinodontiformes; Poeciliidae
Gene: kat2a
Product: lysine acetyltransferase 2A
Exons: 18
Coding region: 35-2428 (797 amino acids)
Biological process (GO): positive regulation of transcription by RNA polymerase II; chromatin remodeling
Cellular component (GO): nucleus; histone acetyltransferase complex
Molecular function (GO): histone H3 acetyltransferase activity; protein binding
Source: RefSeq, a predicted model, not a curated record
AGCAGCGGAGGGAGUCUGUACCCGCAGCGUGGAUAUGUCGGACCCGGCUACACAGGCCUUACAGCCCCGGCUUCUCCAAGCCCAGUCGAGCGGCUCAGCGGGAUCCGGUGCUGCAGCAGCAGGCUCCGGUACAGGGAACAGCGACCCGGUUAGACCAGGACUUAGCCAGCAACAGCGUGCGAGCCAAAAGAAAGCCCAAGUCCGAGCUUUUCCACGGGCGAAAAAGCUUGAGAAACUUGGCGUAUUCUCCGCGUGCAAGGCCAGUGACACAUGCAAGUGCAAUGGAUGGAAAAACCCAAACCCCCCUUCAGCUACACGGAUUGAUCUGCAGCAGCAAGCAGCCAGUCUGAGCGAGCCCUGCCGCAGCUGUGGACAUGCACUGGCUGAUCAUGUGUCCCAUCUGGAGAAUGUGUCUGAGGAUGAGAUUAACAGGCUGUUGGGGAUGGUGGUUGAUGUCGAGAACCUUUUCAUGUCUGUACACAAAGAAGAGGACACUGAUACCAAACAAGUGUACUUCUACCUUUUCAAGCUACUGAGGAAAUGCAUCCUGCAGAUGAGUCAGCCUGUUGUGGAGGGAUCCCUGGGAAGUCCGCCGUUUGAAAAGCCCAACAUCGAGCAGGGCGUUUUGAAUUUUGUACAGUACAAGUUCAGCCACCUUGCGCCAAGGGAGAGACAGACCAUGUUUGAACUAUCAAAGAUGUUUCUCAUAUGUCUGAAUUACUGGAAGCUUGAGACACCGACGCAGUAUCGUCAGCGCACCCAGAAAGACGAUGCAACAGCAUACAAGUUGGACUACACCAGGUGGUUGUGCUACUGCCACGUCCCGCAAAGUAAUGACAGCCUGCCUCGCUACGAGACCACGCAGGUGUUUGGCCGAAACUUACUCAAGUCCAUCUUUACCGUUACUCGCCGCCAGCUCUUGGAGAAGUUUAGAGUGGAGAAGGACAAACUGCUGCCAGAGAAACGCACACUUAUCCUUACGCACUUUCCCAAGUUCUUGUCGAUGCUGGAGGAGGAAAUCUACGGGGAAAAUUCACCGAUAUGGGAGGCUGACUUCACCAUGCCUGCCUCAGAAAGCACACAGAUUGGACAUCAGACAGUGAUCAGUCCUGCUUCAGCGUCCGGGUCUCCUGCUUUGUCCAAAUGUCUGAACAGCUCCUCCUCUCUGGGCAGUACGGAUACAGGAGGCGUAGAGCCCAUCACAGGGGACAAACGCAAACUUCCAGAGGCAUUGACGCUGGAAGAUGCUAAGAGGAUCCGUGUGAUGGGGGACAUUCCUAUGGAGUUGGUGAAUGAAGUCAUGAUGACGAUCACUGAUCCUGCUGCUAUGCUCGGACCGGAGACUAAUCUGCUGACACCUAAUGCUGCUCGUGACGAGACAGCCAGACUAGAAGAGAGACGGGGCAUCAUUGAGUUCCACGUUAUCGGAAACUCCCUUUCCCAGAAGUCCAACAAGAAGAUCCUGAUGUGGCUUGUUGGCCUUCAGAACGUAUUUUCCCAUCAGUUACCUCGCAUGCCCAAAGAGUACAUAACACGACUCGUGUUUGACCCGAAGCACAAAACCUUAGCCCUCAUUAAAGAUGGCCGCGUCAUUGGAGGCAUCUGUUUUAGGAUGUUCCCCACUCAGGGCUUCACAGAGAUUGUGUUCUGUGCUGUCACAUCCAACGAACAAGUCAAGGGCUAUGGCACCCACCUGAUGAACCACCUGAAGGAAUAUCACAUUAAACACAACAUCCUUUAUUUCCUCACUUAUGCUGAUGAGUAUGCCAUUGGCUACUUCAAAAAGCAGGGUUUUUCCAAAGAUAUCAAAGUGCCCAAGGGUCGAUACCUGGGCUAUAUCAAAGACUAUGAGGGAGCAACCUUGAUGGAGUGUGAGCUAAACCCAAGGAUUCCCUACACAGAGCUUUCACACAUUAUUAAAAGACAGAAGGAGAUUAUAAAGAAGCUGAUUGAGAGAAAACAGAGUCAGAUCAGAAAGGUUUACCCAGGUCUGACCUGCUUCAAAGAGGGUGUGCGACAGAUCCCAGUGGAAAGCAUCCCUGGAAUAAGAGAGACAGGCUGGAAACCCAAUAGCAAGGACAAAGGGAAAGAGGUGAAGGACCCUGAUGUGCUUUACAACAUGCUGAAGAACCUUCUGGCACAAAUAAAGGCUCAUCCUGAUGCUUGGCCUUUCAUGGAACCAGUGAAGAAAUCUGAAGCUCCUGAUUACUAUGAAGUCAUCCGCUUUCCUAUUGACCUGAAGACCAUGACAGAGAAACUCAAGAACAGAUACUAUGUAACCAAGAAGCUCUUUAUUGCGGAUCUUCAGCGAAUCAUCAGCAACUGUCGCGAGUACAACCCUCCAGACAGCGAGUACUGCAAGUGUGCCAACACGUUGGAGAAGUUCUUCUACUUCAAAUUAAAAGAUGGAGGCCUGAUAGAGAAAUGAACUAUAACUUAUGUGAAAAACAUAUUGCCAGCUUUCGUCACAUCUGGGGUAAGAAAAAUGUAUGAAAACAAUACAAUUUGGAAAGGAUUUAUGGGACUUAAGAAAAGAAAGGCAUCACAGUCAGCUGAGCAUUAACAGUGUCAAACUGACAUCUUCUUCAAGUCAUCUUGUGGCAUUUCCCAGAACUCAGUGGGAGAAUAAUGUGAAUUAUUCAUGCCUCAUUGAGUGUACCAAAGUUUUACAGGUCCAAGAUUUAAAACUGCUUCUGUUGUGUUAUUUACUGAUUCAUAUUUAUUGUCAUUGAAUAAUGGUUUAGUUGCAUAAAACAAGACACAGGAGCCAGUGUAUGUUAGAAAACUGGACUUUGGGACCUAAAGCCAUGUUGCCUUCUGUUACUGAAAGACACUUGAACAUCCCAGCCAGUUCACAGACGUGAAGAUUGCCCUUCUCAGAGGGUUUGUUUGGAGAGAAUGAAAGUUCACUCAAAAAUACUGAGUCCACUUGAAUCAGUCUUUAAUUGAAAAAUGUAAAUAGAUUUUUGUUUGCUAUAACAUGGAAAAAAAGUGUUUGUUUUUUUUCCCUCAAGUACUGGUGGUCUUUUUUUUUUUGGAUUAUAGAGAAAUAAGUUUUAUCAUCAUUUAGGGAAACAGCUUUUUAAGGCAUUGUUUACUCCAGACAGAUGAAUCUUCUUCUGAAGUUAAAGGACAUGUUUGGCCUCACUUCCAGGCAUGGAAUUGGUUUUAAAUAUGUCCUGUGCCAAACUAAGCAGUUUCCAGAAAACAAACAUUUUUGUGAUCACAGCGUCACGCACUUUCAUGAUAUUAAAGAAGCUCUCCAAGCGUCAUUCUGUUAGCAAGGUUUUGUACCAGAUACUUCACUACAAGGUCUCAUUAUUAGCUUUAAAAAAUCCCUGUAUUGGUGAAUAGCAGGUGAUGGCACCGGUUAGUUUUUUUUUUGUAGUCAGUUUUCUCAAACAUGUUAUAAAUAGUACUGUGUUUAACAUAACACACACUUUUUUGUUGGAUUAUUGAGAUGAAGAUGCAAACAAAGUGGGGAGAAGAGAUCCAGGAAGACUUGACUUUGGUUUAAUUCCAUAUUGACUGCACACAACCCGAAGUAGAUGUUAAUUCAUAACAGUUUACAUUUUUUCCUUUUUUAGAAAAUAACCCACUUGUUUUUGCUGUUUGUACAUUUGCUAUUUACCUAUAAAACAUUUUUUUAUUAUUGGUCAGUGUCAAAGUGCUUCCUGAGCUGCAUCUAGUUUUUCAGGGAGGUAAAUGUCAAAUGCUGACUGAUUCAGCGUAUUGAAUGUUUCAUUGACACUGUAUGUGUGUGAUAAUCUUUUAUUUUGUACUUGAAUGACUUAAGAGCUUUGUUGAAGUGAUGUCAGUGCUGCAUUAUUCAGGGUUUUCAAUAACGCAAUUUCACCUUAAAUCCACCUAUGCUGCAUUUCAAUCUCUUAAUAAAAAAGCUUCAGUUGGAGUGAAGCUUCCGGCUGUUGAAUUGAAUGCCAUUUACUGUAAAACUGUUCAUGACAAUAAAUAAGUUUUUAUGUAAGUAUUUGAUCAUGUUUUCAGGUGAUUUCCAUCUCUGACUCACUCAGUAAUUACCCUGAAGAAAAGCAUCAACUUGUGUGAUUUAACUUGGAGGUCAUCCAAGAGGUUAAUCAUCUAUGGAAAUUCUGGUUCUAAAAAGUAUAAAGGUAAUCUUUUCUUUCUACUAUAGUGAAAGAAAUUGUCACACUAGUAUCGUGUGACAAUUAUUGAAUCUGUAAAGCCUUUAUCAUCCAUUUUAAGUUGUAGUCCAUGCCUCAAGUGUGAGAGAUUGAAUAUGAUGGGAUGAGGUCUGGUUUGCUGUAAAGUUGGUCCUGUCAUUUUGGAGAAAGAGUGUCUAUGUCCCAACUCGCAUAUAUUGUUACAAGAUAUGGAUUCUGUCCAAAAGAUUCACAUACCACAUAUAUGCUGAAAGUUACCUCCACCAUUUCUAGGUUAAUUCUUAAAAAAAUGGUUCAGAAGCCCCAUCUUGGUUUUGACAGAAAUUUUCUAUGGAUUCUGACUGGAUUUCACUGGAUUUAAUUUACAAAGCUUGAUAGGGAAAAAUGUCAAUGUGCAAAGCUUGUGGAGAGUCAUCAAUUGCAGUGAAAACUGGCUGAUGUCUUAGAUUUCUCCUUCCAUUUCACAAGUGUUGAUGUUUGUGGUUUUGAUAUAGGAAGUACAAAAGGUACUUGGAAUAUAGAUAAUUUUGGGAGGCAUAUUUCCAUUGUGGGUUUGUAACCAUAGGAUUCUCCAGAGUCAGCUGGGAAGACAUGUUUGUGUUCCCUUCUUGGAUCUGUCUGCUACUCAAUCUCAGAGAAGUUAGAGGAUAAAUGGAUGUGCCUUUCCUGCCGCAUUUUUGUAUCUGCGUACUUGAUUGUGCCCAUUUAAUUAAAAAGGCAUUAAUAUCUGCCCAACAUUUCAAAAGAAUACAUUAGACGCCAUUAAGUUUUAUUGUUUUUUUUGACUUGGGCAGAAUAAAUUGACUUCACUGCUAAUGGGUCUGGUGUUUCAAAAGUUAGUUGCUUUCCUACAGAUUAGUUUGCAAAUAGCUCUGGUUUAACUAGGCAUUAAAGCGUCAUUAUUGGACAUAAAGUGAUAAGCUAAUAAGCUAAUGUCCAACACAAAAUUACUUUGUUCUAAAUUUUUACGGCUGGGCAAUGUAUCGAGUAUAUGUUGAUACAUAUGUUGAUGAGUGAUAUAUAUUUGUUAUAUUGUAAACCACAAAAUAGCAAAAAAUAUUGGGAUAAUAGAUUUUCCUCAUAUCGCCCAGCCCUACUGCCAAUGGAUACUUUGAAAGAAACUACAAAAUGAUCUAGUGUCAUUUGUGUUUAAACAAAUGUUUCAGCAUUUAUAAAUCCGAAACUGCAACAGCAAACUAAAUAGGUGUGUCUUCUGCUGCAAGGCUUUAAGUUUCACUUUCCCAAAAGGAAAAACAAACAUGCACUGCUGUUAAGGGUCUGCGUGCAAAGUCUUACUGUUGUGGCCAUUCAGAUAUGUUAGCAGUUUUAAACAUUUGAAGCACCCCAGGUUGGAUUAAAUCAAGUUUGUGCGAGAAUUACUCCACAUGCUUAGGAUUUUGUUUUUUACUUCUUUUUUUUCUCAUUUGGCUCUCUAUACAGCUUUUCUUGUAAUUAUUCUAUCAAACAGCUGUUCUAAACAUUGUGCAUUCAGGAAGAUAUCUAUUUUUGUACAUUAUGGUCUAAGUCAGGUGUCAAACUCCAGUCCUCAAGGGCAGGUGUCCUGCAAUUUUUAGUUGUGCCACAGGUACAAAACACUGGAAUGAAAUUGCUUAUUUACCUCCUUCUUGUGUAGAUAAGUUCUCCAGAACCUUGAUAAUAAUCUAAUUACUCUAUUCGGGUGUGGUGCAGCAGAGGCACAUCUAAAAGUUGCAGGACAGC